AUGGAUCUCUCAAACCCCACCAUCCAGCUCACUCCGAUUGAAAGCACCCUACGAACCCUCCUCCUCGAUGUCGCAACAUAUAUUCAUGAAAAUGGCAUUACCGAGAAUGGCAGUGAUACAAAAAAGUACCCAGACACUGUUCUACGCUUCACAGGGGGCUGGGUCCGCGACAAGCUGCUCGGCGUGGAUAGCCAUGACAUUGAUGUGGGAAUCAGCAGCAUGACGGGCUACCAGUUCGGAAUGGCUUUGAAGGACUACUUGGAUGUCCCGGAGAACCUAGAGAUGUACAAGAAGUCUCUCCCGAGUGGAGAAAUGAGCGACGCGAUUGUGAGCCUGCACAAGAUCGACGCCAACCCAGAAAAGUCGAAGCACCUGGAGACCGUGACAACAAAGAUUUUCGGAUUGGAUAUCGAUCUGGUCAACUUGCGCAAAGAAACAUACUCGGAAGAUAGCCGAAAUCCACAAAUGGAGUUCGGAACAGCGGUCGAGGACGCCUUGCGCCGAGAUGCCACCAUCAACGCUCUUUUCUACAACCUGAAUGAAUCGAAACUGGAGGAUCUUACCGAGCGCGGGCUGGACGAUAUGAAGAAACACAUUAUUCGAACACCGCUGGAGCCAUACCAGACCUUCAAGGAUGAUCCUUUGCGCGUGCUGCGAUUGAUACGGUUUGCGAGCAGGCUAGGGUAUCAAAUCGACCAAGAGACGGAAAAGGCAAUGCAGAAUGAGGAUAUCAGCGUUGCGCUGAAGCUCAAGAUUAGUAAGGAGCGCGUCAUGGCGGAGUUGGAGAAAAUGCUACACGGUCCCGAUCCUCACGGAGCUUUACAGUUCAUCGAUCGACUCGGACUCUACCCUACGAUAUUCGCCAACCAUCAAGACGAGAUCAUGGCAGAUACAUCAACUUGGCCGCGGGCCUAUAAUGCGCUGGCGCGAAUGUUGCGCCCUCUAUCCGCCGAGGCUGCGAUCGAGCGUAUUCGCCAGGUUCUUCUGCGUGACGACUCUUCCCACUACUACGGCUGGAUGAUCGCCGCAUUUGCCCCAUGGACCUCCGUUCCGGCUCGGAGUUCAGGGAGCGAAAAAAGGCCCCCGCCCACACGCCCCGUCGAGGUUGGCAGAGACAGUCUCCGUGCCGAUAACAAACUCCUAUUCAUACUCCGUGACGCGACCUUGAAUUUCGCGGACAUCAUUGAAUGCAAAAAUUCUUUGCUUGGGAACAGCAUCCAAGCCACAUCUGCCGAAGUCCGACAAAAAAUGGGGCUCCGGAUUCGAUCUUGGGGCAAGGAUUGGAGGCUCUGUGUCGUCUUGGCCAUACUCCAAGAGGUCAUGAAGGGCCGCGGGCUCAGCGAGGUGGCCCAGGAGUACGACCGAUUCCUGGCGUAUAUCGUAGAAAAAGACCUAGAUAGUGUAUGCGAGCUCAAGCCCAUUGUAAACGGCGCAGAAAUCAUGCAGCACCUGGGGGCGAAAAAGGGACCGUGGAUGAGUAAAGCAACCGCCAUCGUGGUUGAGUGGCAGCUGUUACAUCCAGAAAUCACCGACAAGACAGCUGUGCUCGAGGAGAUCUCGGAGCGCCGCACAGAGUUGGGGUUGUGA
This is a messenger RNA of Penicillium canariense, 1587 nucleotides long. Its product is annotated as tRNA adenylyltransferase. Gene Ontology annotation, biological process: tRNA 3'-terminal CCA addition. The record is from RefSeq and is a predicted model, not a curated record. NCBI's taxonomy places the organism in Eukaryota, Fungi, Ascomycota, Eurotiomycetes, Eurotiales, Aspergillaceae. The transcript has 3 exons. The coding region runs from base 1 to 1587 and encodes 528 amino acids. Gene Ontology annotation, molecular function: RNA binding; ATP:3'-cytidine-cytidine-tRNA adenylyltransferase activity.